AAUGUCAGAAGACAUAUUCUACCGUCGCCAAGUGUCCCGACAACACCUGGAAGUGCUAGCUCAGUACAUGGAGAGAUACCCUCCGCUCGCACUCGCCAGCGCUCGCUCCAGGGAGGGACAUGUGCAGUCUAAGAGGAUGUGGGAAAAGAUUGCACGGACACUGAACAGGAUUGAUGAGGGUGUUACGAAGAGUGGGAAGAGUUGGGCUAGGUACUGGAUAGACCUAAAAUUCAAGAUCCGUCGCAAGUAUGCAGUGAUACAGAAGUGUCUCUCAGAAGGGACGCACUGCACCAUACACCUGAACCCCCUGGAGGAGAGGAUAGUCAAGAUCCUCACCGAUGAGGAGGGGAACCUGCUGCCCACUGCGUCCGUGUACCAUCAGAUGAAGAGUUACCAUCCGCUGCAUUAUUUGAAGACAAAUGGGCAUAACAACCUAAACAUAAAACAAAUAACAGAAUCCAACACGAAAAUCGACGACACAGGAGGCAUAGAAUCCGAAGACGAGUGUCAGGAUGACUUCCUAACCACCUCACCCACAGAACACAUAGUUUUGCCUCAACCGGACAUCAAACCCAACAUAGCCAGCAUGAAGCAAGACAUCACAGACCCCAUUCUCAUACCAGAAGAGAAGAAGUCUAUAGAAGAGUUGAGAAGAGAGUUAGUAGAGUUCGAGUUGAGAAAGCAGAAAGAGUUAUUUGAAAUGGAGAAGCAGUUUAAGAGAGAGAAACAUGAGAUGGAGAUGGAGAUUCUGAGGGUUAAGAAACAGCUGAUGAUGAAAGAGUUGAAGAAGUUAUAGCCUUGAAGGUAGACAGGGAACUGUCUACUGGGAAAUAUAGCUGUUUUUUGUUUUGCGCAAAGUCUGGUGUAGUAUGAUGUUUGCGCAAAACUUUUGUGAUUGUUGCGCAAAAAAUAUUCUUCGCAAUUAUUGCGCAACAAUUUUGUGUAGUAUGGUGUUUGCGCAAAACUUCCAUGAUAGUUGCGCAAAUAGGUUAUAUGCUUUACAAUAAUUGCGCAAAAGAUCUUUAUAAUUUUGCGCAAUGUUUGCGCAAACCGUGUUGGUGAUGAUGUUAUAGAAAUGAAUCAGAGCAAUAUCCAUAGACAUGUUUGCGAAAUGAGUUUUCGUUUCACGCAAUAUUUUGUAAAACUCGAAAUAUCUACAUUAUGUAUGUAUUCUAGUUUUUUUAUUGUUAUUGCUUUGCUGAAAAAAUGAAGUUAAUUAAUUAUUUACUUACUUACUUGAAGAAUCAUGUCAUUGACAUGUAUGUAUAUAGAUGCAUAAAGUUUACAUAUAAGUUAAUUAAAAGUGAUAAAACAAAUAGUCAUAGGAUUAAGUGUAAAUAAACAUAUUUUGCUAAGUUUCAGAAAAAAA
Molecule: messenger RNA, 1369 nt
Organism: Helicoverpa zea (corn earworm)
Lineage: Eukaryota; Metazoa; Arthropoda; Insecta; Lepidoptera; Noctuidae
Exons: 3
Coding region: 2-796 (264 amino acids)
Source: RefSeq, a predicted model, not a curated record